GGUUGGACAGAGCAUUUCAUAGUCAAAAUAAAUGAAGGCCAAAGCAAGCGGAUCAGAUGCAUGGCCCACAAAUGCAAUGAUAUCUGUGAUGAAGCUAUCGUCAGAAAGCUAGUGAGUGAAAAGCGCCCAGAUUUAGCAGAGAAAUUUGACCGAUUUCUUCUUGAGUCAUACAUUGAAGACAACAAAAUGGUUAAGUGGUGUCCCAGUGUACCUCAUUGUGGGAAUGCCAUACGUGUUGAAAAUGAUGAAUUUUGCGAGGUAGAAUGCUUGUGUGGUUUACAGUUCUGUUUCAGUUGCUUAUCAGAAACACAUUCACCCUGUUCAUGCGUGAUGUGGGAAUUGUGGACGAAGAAAUGCCGCGAUGAAUCAGAGACUGUUAAUUGGAUGACUGUACAUACAAAGCCUUGUCCUAAGUGUCACAAACCUGUUGAGAAGAAUGGUGGUUGUAAUUUAGUCAGUUGCAUAUGUGGGCAAGCAUUUUGUUGGCUUUGUGGUGGAGCUACUGGCCGAAACCAUACCUGGUCAAAUAUUACUAAUCACAGCUGUGGUCGCUAUAAAGAAGACAGCGAGAAAAUGGCCGAGCGUGCCAAGCGAGACCUUUAUAGAUACAUGCACUAUCACAAUCGUUAUAAGGCUCAUACUGAUUCCUUUAAACAAGAAUCUAGACUAAGGGAGACUGUAAAGGAGAAGGUGUCAAAUUUGGAAGCCACGGAUUCAAAAUGGAGAGAUUUCAGCUGGAUUACAAACGGACUUUGCAGGCUUUUUAGAUCAAGGCGAGCUCUUUCAUAUUCAUACCCAUUUGCAUUCUACAUGUUUGGUGAUGACUUUUUCAAGGAUGAGAUGACGGAAAGGGAAAGGGAAAUUAAACAGCAUUUAUUUGAGGAUCAGCAGCAGCAGCUCGAGUCUAAUGUUGAGAAACUCUCUAAAUUUCUUGAGGAGCCAUUUGAUGAGUAUCCUGAGGAACAGGUCAUGCAAGUUAGGAUGCAAGUCAUCAAUCUUACAGUGAUCACUGAUGACCUUUGUAAAAAAAUGUAUGAAUGCAUUGAGAAUGACUUGUUGGGUUCGCUUCAAUUCACUAUUCACAAUAUAGCUCCAUACCAGUCCAAAGGAAUUGAAAGGGCGGCUGAGCUGGCCAUUGGAAGGAGCACACAAGCAAGCAGCAUUAAUAAAUGUCAGAAAGCAGAUGGUCCGGCCAGUGGUAAAGUAACUUUUCACCGUAUUCGAGUUUUUAUGAUGAAAAGUAGAGUGUAAUUAUAUUGAGGUUCAGAUUUCUUGCCUGAUAAUGGAUGGGACAUUUUCACUAGAGUAGUACUGCUGAUUGCUGAAUUGGUCGAAGUGAUAUAAAUGGUUAAGUUCUUGUUGUUGGCCUUUAUAUGGCUAAAUGAUGACAGAAUUUCACCUAUAAGAAAACCACCAAAGUUACAGAGUGGAACAGGAGUCUGAAUCAUUUCAUCAUUGAAAAACUUUACAUGAUGCUAUGGCUAUUUUCUAAA
Messenger RNA from Olea europaea var. sylvestris, 1493 nucleotides. RefSeq names its product probable E3 ubiquitin-protein ligase ARI2. Gene Ontology annotation, biological process: protein polyubiquitination; ubiquitin-dependent protein catabolic process; positive regulation of proteasomal ubiquitin-dependent protein catabolic process. The transcript has 3 exons. Gene Ontology annotation, molecular function: zinc ion binding; ubiquitin conjugating enzyme binding; ubiquitin protein ligase activity. The record is from RefSeq and is a predicted model, not a curated record. Lineage: Eukaryota; Viridiplantae; Streptophyta; Magnoliopsida; Lamiales; Oleaceae. The coding region runs from base 61 to 1251 and encodes 396 amino acids. Gene Ontology annotation, cellular component: ubiquitin ligase complex; cytoplasm.